GAAAUUCCUGUAAGAGCUGGUCAAUGUGCCGAAGCUUCAGCUCCAUCACACAGUGGUUAAUGAAAACCUGGUGUCGACUUUCGCGUAAGGGCGCAUAGUUGGAGGGGAUAAGGAGAGAGCCCCGYUGGGAUUCGGGUUUACGGGUCGUCUAAAUCUUUCCUUUUUUGAAAGGGAGUUCACCAGGAGCCAUUAAACAAUGCCGUUGGAAACGCGCGUUCUCAGGUUUUGUUCUUCUCUAAGCAGGCUAUGCUUCUGUCCAGCCAGCUGUCCUCCACAAGGCUUCACAAAACUAAAAUUCCCCUUUUGCAGGAUGUUGGCAGCUCUGGUAUUUACUCUGCUUUGCAUCCAGUCAGCACACGGACAGCCCUGCCCGUACGGCUUUGAAUAUAACAGGAAUUUAGGACAAUGUUCAGAUGUGAACGAGUGCAGCUGGCCGCAGCCGUGCCAAGGAGAGAUGCUCUGCGUCAACCGGAUCGGAGGCUACCAGUGCCUCUCCGGCGACUACUACGACCGGCCUUACAGACGGGUGAGCCCCGCCCAGCCUGAGCCGAGCUACCCGGACCCCUCCGACAGAAUCCCGGACACCUUCGCGCGAACUCCCCCAAGAGCCGUGGAGCCGAGUUACCCCAUAGUGAGCAACCCCGCGCUGUGCACCUUGGGAUACGCUCUGGCGGCGGACGGCACCUGCAACGACAUUGACGAAUGUGAGACRAACUCCCACCACUGUAACCCCACGCAGGUCUGCAUCAACACCGCCGGCGGCUACACCUGCUCCUGCACCGAAGGCUAUUGGCUCAUAGCCGGACAGUGUCAAGGUGAGAGAGCUGCUGCUAAUGUCAUUCUAAAGCUUCAUUUUAUCUGGGUCGAUAACCGGCUCUAUGGUGUCACUUCAGCUCCAUGUUUAGCGAGUAAACCCGGGCGGGUAGARCCUGCCUCUAAUAUUCCUGCGUUCCCUUUGUGUUCACCAGAUGUGGACGAAUGUGAGGAGCAACCCUGCAGUCACGGCUGUUUCAACACCUACGGCUCUUUCAUGUGUAACUGUGACGAAGGAUACGAGCUGGCGUCCGACGGCACAACCUGCAUCGACCUGGAUGAGUGCAGUUUCUCUGAGUUUCUGUGCCAGUUCAGAUGCGUGAACACCCCCGGCUCGUUCUCCUGCACCUGUCCRCCUGGGUAUUAUUUAUACGAGGACAGCCGGAGCUGCGAAGACGUCAAUGAAUGUGACACUGGUAACAACACCUGCACAACAGAACAAGUGUGUUUCAAUUUCCAGGGAGGCUAUACAUGCCUGAAUCCUUUACAAUGUCAGCCUCCUUACCUCGCCGUUAGCGACAAUCAGUGCAUGUGUUCAGCUGAGAACCCUGCCUGCAGGGACUUGGCUUUCACCGUUCUGUACCGACACAUGGACUUGUCGUCGGGGCGCAGUGUGCCUGCCGAUAUCUUCCAGAUGCAGGCCACCACGCGUUACCCCGGCGCCUUCUACAUCUUCCAGAUAAAGUCGGGCAACAGCGGACGGGAGUUUUACAUGAGGGUGAGCACUCAGGAGUUAAUGAAUGGGAGAAAAGAAAGACAGAAAAGAGAAAAACAAUGAAAUUUGCAAAUGACA
Poecilia reticulata (guppy) is the source of this 1606-nucleotide messenger RNA. Lineage: Eukaryota; Metazoa; Chordata; Actinopteri; Cyprinodontiformes; Poeciliidae. The record is from RefSeq and is a predicted model, not a curated record.